Messenger RNA from Prorocentrum cordatum, 2970 nucleotides. NCBI's taxonomy places the organism in Eukaryota, Dinophyceae, Prorocentrales, Prorocentraceae. The record is from the annotation of a GenBank genome assembly.
AUGGGCGGGAAGCGGUCAGCAUCCGAGGUCAGCUCCUCUGUACCAAAGGGGAAGACGAAACGGCUAGCACGCAAGUCUGCCGAGCUGCCCUCCCUGCGGGAGCAGCAGGAGUACGACGGGGGCCAGUGCUGCAUCUGCCGCGCACACGCAGACAGGGGCUUCGUUGUCUUUUCCGACGGCGGCCUGGAGAUACCCAUGUGCUGCGACGAUGCGGGCGCGCACUGCGACUGCUUCAGCUACACCCCAGCGGCGUCACUCCCUGCCGCGCCGAGGAACGACGAAGACGGCAUCCAGGAGAAGUGGAACUUUGCCAAGCGCAAUCGGGCAAAACCCUCCGCUGAGAGGGACCCCAUCACUGUGGCGACCGUGAUCAAGAACGAUACUCAGGACAUCCGCGUCUAUCGGAAGUGGCUCGCAAUGAAUGAAACUGAAUAUUCCAACGUGUUCGGGAAGAGGCCUUUGGUGAAGGAUACUUCGAAGCUGCCCAAGCUCAACGUGCCGUGCGAGGCGGACCCGAGAGUGAAGGAGACGGUGUUCCUCUUCGCCUGGGAGCCGAACGGCCCUCUUCGCACGGUGGAGACAAGCAGCACCGUGGGCCCCGCGAUGGAGACGGUCAUGCUGGACCCUGCAUGCUGCUACUACAAGGGGCAGGGGAAGGACUUCGACAAGUGGUCGGUGGACACAGACAAGAGGCUCGCGGGCGACGAGCUUGGGCACGUGAUGAACUCGAAGUGCCCCACCAUUCUCGAGAUGGGCGCGCAGCUGGGCGCCCCAGAGCUGAGCGAACAGUCUGUGGUCGGAGAUGGCCUGGGGGAGUCCGCGAGCCAGGUUGGCGGCGACGCCGAUCAAGGCGACCAGGCAGACGUGUACAUCAAGAAGCUGAACCUCGAGGUUGCUCUGAGAAAGGGGAAGGAUGGGGUUGCGUUCCAUCACGCAGGCCUUCGCGUCAAGAGUUGGAGCGCCAAGCCCGAUACGAAGGAGAUGGCGGAGAAGCUUCAUACGCAAAUGAAGGACUACGUGCUUGCAGCAUCACUCAAGCCGGAUCCAAUAGAACGCCUUCCACCCGACCAGCUGCAGAAAGCAUGCGACAGGGUGGAAUCACUCAUGACGAUCCCGACCGCCGUCCAACUAGACACCUGGGGUUAUGAUGCGACGUCCAGGCGCACGAAGGUCACAUUCCCAGUGGACGUGCCGAAGUUCUUGGCGCACUGCUGGCCAUGGCCGAUUCGUUGCAAGAUCGACAGCGGCAUGAUCGACCCCAGGACCGGUGAGUUCGACCCGCUCGAGCCACGCCUCAUGCUCGUCGGCGGGGAGUUUCCCGUCAAGCUUGAGAAGUUCAGGGUGCACUUCAUCAGGAGCGUUCUGGGUGAGUUCAUGGGCAAGGGCAGCAACGGCAAGGACUUCGUGCGCGCCACAUGCAAGCACAUGCACGACUGGGCUGAGUCGACAAUGGAGCAAUGCAACGACCUGGGUGACACGUCUGCCUUCCUUUGCGAGAUCACGACGGUUGCCGGCACAAUCGACGCCCUCUUCGACAUGGAGAAGCUCCUCGACGGCGACGCUGGCGAGAAUGCGAUGAACGACCUCAAGGAGAUCAGCGACGCAGAGCACAAGUCCAGCGUGAUCAAAUCGGUGGCCCUCGCGGUCGCAAACGUAGACUUCUACCGUGACCUUCUCGCCACUGCCAUGACCAACGCUGCGAAGAUCAACGAUGCUCGGCCCAAGUACGUGGACAUCAGCACCGACAUUGACGCGAAGAUGCAGCUUGGCCCCAACGAGCUUGCAUCCGGUGUCGAGGAGAUCCUCAAGAUGUUCCCAGCGGUCAUCUUCGCUGUCCCAGGUCAGUGCGUCAAACGGCUGUGCGACAAGACCAUGAGCAUCAUCUGCCAAGUUGUCGGUAUAGCCGAGGCCGAGGGUGAGGGCGAACGCGGGCAGGAACUAGUUCAGGGGGCGCUGUCAGUAUUGAAACUUGGUGUCUCGUGCUUCCCUAUGGAAACAUGCAUCCCGAAGUGGAAGACAGAGCUCGUCGAGCUGAUGGGGUUCGGUGGCAUCGAGAACGGCAGCGGCGCCAUCGUCAAGCUCGAGAAGAUCGAGAUGCUCGUAGGCGUCAUUUCAUUGACUGGGCUGCCUGAUGAGAUGCAGAAUGAGAUACUGAGCUCAUUGAGGUUCAUGUGUGACGGUGCCUUAGCGUCCUACCCAGCUCCAGAGGUCGAUCGCAUCGGGCGCGCGAUCGACGAUGUGGCGCAGAGCCUGGGCAUGGACAACGAAACCGAUGAGCAGAAGAUAGCCCACGCCAUGGUGGUUGGGCGCUCCGCCCAUCAGCUGACGCAGACCAUCAACGCGAUGCUCAACGCUGAAGGGCAAGAGCGGCAAGAGGUCGACACUGCUUCAACGGCCACGCUGCAAUUCCUGACCGAGCAGCUCACGAACCACUCCAAGGAGAUCGAGACCGCGAAGAAUACAGAACCCUUCCUGGCCGCCUUGACGGCGACUCGACACCAGGCCAUCGAGUGCUUGCGAAGCGUGGGUGGCGCCAAGCUGGAGGAGGCGAAGAGUGCUGCCGCGGAGGUCAUCGAGAGUCUUCGCUCCUUGCAGGGCGGCCUCGAAGGUGCUGGGCAUUGGAUGGAAGGCCUGGCGGACAACAAACGCAACAAGUGGGCGGACUUCUACGAGUACGCGCAGAAGACGAUCACGCAGGACAGAGGGACUGCUGGUCUCAAGAAGGGGAUCGGCGGCGCCACCACGGCGCUUGCUCGCAUCGCGGAGACGGAGAAGGCGUUCUGCCUCGACUGCGGGGACGAGUUCAAAGAUGACAUCAAGCAGGUGUCCUAUGAUAAAGUUUCUUUGCGGGCUGCGAUUGCUAAGCACAAGGAUGCUUUCAAACAGAUCGAGGGGGCCUCGCUAGGAAACCUUCCCAAAGUUUUGACUGACAGGUGCGAGCAGGCUCUGAAGUUCCAGAUUUCAGUUUGA